Nymphaea colorata (pocket water lily) is the source of this 2427-nucleotide messenger RNA. RefSeq names its product outer envelope protein 61. Gene Ontology annotation, molecular function: protein binding. The transcript is spliced from 11 exons. The record is from RefSeq and is a predicted model, not a curated record. Lineage: Eukaryota; Viridiplantae; Streptophyta; Magnoliopsida; Nymphaeales; Nymphaeaceae. The coding region runs from base 518 to 2098 and encodes 526 amino acids.
AACGUUGGUCAAACGUGGAUGUUGAUGGAGAAGUGGAAAUGGGGAGGAAGGAAGAAGAAGGAGAGGAAGAGCAUCGUCGUUCUUGACUUCUUUUCUGGAGUUGCACUUCGUUUACCGGUCGUCCACGGUCCACCGAUGGCCCCUCUUCUCUCUCUCUCCCCCUCAUAUAAAAUGGGAAGAAAGAGAGAAGGAUCCGCACCCACCCUCGCAUAACCAAAAGGGAAGGAAUCCCCAUCCCCAACUCCUUCACGUUUUCCUUUUUCCUCUUUCUCUUUCUUGUCUGUCUGUCUGUCUCUCGCUUUCGAUCUCAACUGCGUAGUUGAGUUGGUUAGGAUUGAUUCAUAUUCUUCUCCAUUAUUGAAUUACGAGAGACGCUGACUGAGUAAGGAGAGGAGAGGAGAAGAGGACCACCCACUCGAUUGCUCUCUCUCUUUUUUCUCGUUUCAGAGAAAGGGAAGCAAGGAGAGGAGAAACAGGGAGGAACCGUUCUGUUGGGUGGUUUUGUGGGGAGGGCACGAUGUUUAACGGAAUGAUGGAUCCGGAGAUCAUGAAAAUGGCUCAGGAACAACUGAGCAGGAUGCCUCCUGGUGAAUUGGCUAAACUCCAACAGCAGUUGAUGUCCAAUCCAGAGCUUGUGAAGCUAGCGACUGAAGGGAUGAAGAACAUGAGACCGGACGAUGUCAGAAAUGCUGCCGAGCAGCUAAAAUAUGCACGCAGUGAGGAUAUGGCAGACAUGGCUGAGAAGAUUGCUAAGGCUACACCUGAAGAGAUUGCAGCUAUGCGUACUCAAGCUGAUGCACAGAUCACUUAUGAACUGAAUGCAUGUGAAAUGUUAAAGAAGCAGGGAAAUGACCUUCAUGGCCAUGGGAAGUAUAGAGAUGCUGCACAGAAGUACUUGCAUGCAAAGGAAAACCUGAAGAAGGUUCCUGUUUCACAAGGCAAAAAACUCCAAUUGGCAUGCUCACUUAACCUGAUGUCAUGCUUUUUGAAGAUGAAGCAGUAUGAAGAUUGUGUCAAGGAAGGUACAGAGGUGUUACAGUAUGACACACAGAAUGCGAAGGCUUUGUAUCGGAGGGGUCAGGCUUACAAGGAACUUGGAAACAUAAAAGCUGCUGUUUCUGAUUUGAGCAAGGCAAGUACUAUCUCCCCUGAUGAUGAGACCAUCACAGAUGUACUAAGGCAGACCAAGGAACUGCUGAAAGAACAUGAAGAGCCUCGUACAUCUGGAGUGGUAAUUGAAGAAAUCAUAGAAGAGACAGAAUCUUCAACAUCUGAUAUCCAGGAGAAUCAUCCUCCCAAAGAGUACUCCGUCUUACAACCUGAGGAUACUGCUGAAAAAUCUCAAGUGCAUAACAGAUCUGUUGGCAAUGAUAGUAGUGGUUUCAAUGUAGAUGCUCAACGGUUACAGGAACUCAAAGACAAUCCCGAAGCGAUCAGAUCAUUUCAUACCUUUCUUGCCAAUGCAAACCCUGAUGCCUUGGCUGCUCUUGGUGGUCCGGGGAUGGCACCUGAAAUGGUAAAAACCAUGUCAAAUAUGGUUAGCAAGAUGUCAGCAGAAGAACUUCAGAAAAUGCUCGAAGUUGCAUCAUCUUUGAAUGGGACAAACCCUCUUUUCAGGCCAAGUACUUCAGCUGCGACGGAAUCUCAAACUUCAGUAGCUGCUCCUUCUGUCAGAGACAACCGUGAAGCAAGUACCAGCAGCUCUCGAAGCACAUUUAUGGGCUCAGAGAUGCCUCCAUCUUAUAAUCCAACCGGAGAUGUGCAAGAACAGAUGAGAAACCAGAUGAGAGAUCCAGCCAUGAGACAGAUGUUCGCAUCAAUGAUUAAAAAUAUGAACCCAGAAAUGAUGGCAAACAUGAGCGAGCAGUCUGGCUUUAAACUUUCAAAGGAGGAUGCUGUAAAAGCUCAACAAGCAAUGUCUUCGCUAUCUCCUGAUGAUUUAGAAAGAAUGAUGCGCUGGGCAGACAAGAUACAGAAUGUUGCAGAAGGAGCUCGGAAGACAAAGAACUGGCUCCUCGGAAGGAAAGGGUUGAUUCUUGCAAUCGCCAUGCUCAUCUUGGCCGUCAUCCUUCACUGGAUGGGCUACAUUGGUGGUUAAACGGUAUCCCAACUUGGUUGUCACUCUGGUCCUUUUCCUGUGUGUCAAGGCAUGCGUCUCUACCUUCUGCUAACCUACAACAAGCAGCUGCCACGAAAGGACUAGACACGAGAAAGCUGAGGACUAUUCGGUGCAAAGAUUAUGUCAUAUAAAAGUUGCUUUCUUUCUUUUCCUGGUUUGGUUCCUCGAUGGUUGGAGGCAAGUCUUACAAUUCGAGGGAAAAUGAGAGUUGAUUCUUUUAAAAGGAAUUCUUUUGGUUUAGAUUGUCUAGUUUUGCAAGAUCAGUUGCCGCUAAGGCAAGAGAAGGGAACUUUUUCGUAUGAGUAUUA